Equus quagga is the source of this 1387-nucleotide messenger RNA. RefSeq names its product retinol dehydrogenase 8 (gene RDH8). Lineage: Eukaryota; Metazoa; Chordata; Mammalia; Perissodactyla; Equidae. Gene Ontology annotation, cellular component: cytoplasm. Gene Ontology annotation, molecular function: estradiol 17-beta-dehydrogenase [NAD(P)+] activity. The coding region runs from base 1 to 939 and encodes 312 amino acids. The transcript is spliced from 6 exons. The record is from RefSeq and is a predicted model, not a curated record. Gene Ontology annotation, biological process: estrogen biosynthetic process.
AUGGCCGAGCCACCGCGGACUGUAUUGAUCUCCGGCUGCUCCACAGGAAUUGGCCUGGAGCUCGCAGUGCAGCUGGCUCAAGACCCCCGGCAGCGCUUCCAGGUGGUGGCCACCAUGAGGGAUCUGGGAAAGAAGGGGAUGCUGGAGGCAGCUGCCGGAGAGGCUCUGGGUCAGACCCUCACCGUGGCCCAGCUGGACGUGUGCAGCGAUGAGUCGGUGGCCCAGUGUCUCAGCUGCAUCCAGGGAGGAGAAGUGGACGUGCUGGUGAACAAUGCUGGAGUGGGCUUGGUGGGUCCCAUCGAGGGGCUCAGCCUAGCUGCCAUGCAGAAGGUCUUUGAUACCAACUUUUUCGGGGCUGUCCGUCUGGUCAAAGCUGUGCUUCCUGGCAUGAAGAAACGGCGACAGGGCCACAUCGUGGUGGUCAGCAGUGUCAUGGGGCUGCAGGGUGUCGUGUUCAACGAAGUCUACGCAGCCUCCAAGUUUGCUCUGGAGGGAUUCUUCGAGAGUCUAGCCAUCCAGCUGCUCCAGUUCAACAUCUUCGUCUCCCUGGUGGAGCCCGGCCCGGUGGCCACCGAAUUUGAGGGGAAGCUGAUGGAGCAGGUUUCCACGGCCGAGUUCCCAGGCACCGACCCCGACACCCUGCGCUACUUCCGGGAUUCCUACCUCCCAGCCUCCAGGGAGCUCUUCCGCAACGUGGGGCAGAGCCCACAGGAUGUGGUCCAGGCCAUCGUCAACGUCAUCGGCUCGGCCAGACCACCCCUGCGCCGACAGACCAACGCCCGCUACUCCCCACUGACCGCGCUCAAAGCCGUGGACCCCUCGGGCGGCCUGUAUGUGCGAACCACCCACCGCCUGCUCUUCCACUGGCCGCGCCUCCUCCACCUUGGCCUUCGAUGCCUGGGCUGCGGCUGCCUCCACCGCCGGGUCCAGCCCCGCUGAGCAGAGCCUCGCCCGCCCCUCCUCACCCCUGAGCAGCCAGGCCUUUCUAGUCCACACCCUGCUAGAGGCCAGUACAGACUCUGUGUUCAUUCAUUCAGUCAGCAAACUCUGCCUGACCUGCUCUGUGCCUGGGCAUUGCCGGGACGCCGGAGACCUCCAGGCACACACCCCUCCAUGGUCAGGGCUGGGGCAGAGAGAGCCACCCCGGGGCCCUGGGCCGAGAAGCCCAGAGCAGGGAGCUAGAGUGGUGUCUGGGAAGGCAAGGGAGGCUCCCUGGAGGAGGAGGCAUUGUCGAUGGACUUUGAAGAAUGGGACAGGCUGCCUCAUUCAACCUCAGGACUUCAGUGUCUGGAGCCUGGGAAUACGAGGAUGAUCCAAAGCCACCUCCACACUGAGCUGGGUUGACUAAGAGGGCUCCAGACUGUUCUGGUCACGCACUCCAUCAGCA